AUGUCACAAAUAUCCUCUUGUGCUAUUCCAGGCUUGGUGGAGCUUACGAACUCAUAUACUGCGCGUUGCUCACAUGACAAUUGUGUAUCGAAAUUAUUUCGGCGGAAGUUGAUCGAUAAUACCAUUGCAUUUGCUGUUAAACACCAUCUUAACGGCACUAAAAUUGUAAUAACUCAGCAACAACUGCGCGUUAUGUGA
Molecule: messenger RNA, 198 nt
Organism: Plasmopara halstedii
Lineage: Eukaryota; Oomycota; Peronosporomycetes; Peronosporales; Peronosporaceae
Exons: 2
Coding region: 1-198 (65 amino acids)
Source: RefSeq, a predicted model, not a curated record